Cotesia congregata is the source of this 1932-nucleotide messenger RNA. The record is from the annotation of a GenBank genome assembly. Lineage: Eukaryota; Metazoa; Arthropoda; Insecta; Hymenoptera; Braconidae.
AUGAAAGCAGCUAUUGGAAACGAUAACUUAGCAAGUCGCAGGUUUUUGCUGAGUCAACCUGUUAUAGAAAUAAAUUCCCUGACUAAUGACAAGAGAUCUUGUCUUCAUUUUCCAGAGCCUUGGUACAUUGACUAUCAGAUUCUUGAUCCUGAGUCUAGUCUUUAUGAUCUUCUGGAUGCAGGUUGUGAUAUCAAUAUUGUGAGCGAUGAUGGCAAAUUACCGAUUGAUAGCUAUGAAGACAAAGAAAUGUGCUUUGAAGUCAUGAAGAAUACUAACGGAAUAAUGGCUGGAUUUUCCUUGUUUGAUAUACUGCACAGAUCUUAUCACAAACUGGCGCUGAGGAUCGAGGAUGGAGAUGAAGAUAAGUUUGACGACAAAAUGGCGGCCAAGUUUCCUCUGUACGCAGGAAUGAUUAAGUAUCGCUUGGAAAAAGCUGGUCAACGAAGAAAAUUGUUCAAUCAAGUUGAAGAUAUUCUCUAUAAAGUUUUUUCUAGAUAUCUUCCUGCUACUUUUAUCCAUGAAAUGUUUUUUUAUUUUAGUAACUUUGAAUUGAGUAAAUUGGUGGAAAUUAAAAAAAAAAUAAAAGACUUGAAUAUUUUCCGUAACUUGUGCUACGAAGAAGUUCGUGAGAAAAUAAUGUCAAAAGAGCUAUCUGUUAACACAGUGGUAAAAAUUUCUGAGAAAGAUCGAAUUAAAACUCCUCAUUUAGAAUUCCUGCCGGACACCGCAGAAGAUUUCUGCCAAUACACUAUUCUUCACUUGGCAAUUUAUGUAGACGACAAUAAUCUCGUAGACUUUCUCUUGGAGAAUAAUGCUGACAUGAAGCUGGGAACAGAAAAUUUGGGACCGGUGAUUUUAUCAGCGAUAGGUUUGAGACGCUUAAAGUACGUGAAAAAAUUAGUGACAGCUGGUGCUGAUGUCAAUCAGAUUAUCUACGUAUAUCACACACAUGAGGUAAAUUAUGAUAGGUUUAAUAUUGAAAAUAAUUCGCCGCGAUUUUUUCACUCAGAGUAUACGCCUCUGGAAUUUGCUGUCCAGCUGAAGGCAAAUGAGAUUGCUAGAUUUCUCAUCAGCCAGGGCGCUGAUGUUCACGUAAGAAUUGGCAAUGACGAAGAGAAAAGCGACUCGCCAAUGGGUAUCGCUGCUUUUACAAAUAACGUAAAAAUGUUGAAAUUGCUGAUGAAACAUGGCGCUGAUAUUAAUGCUGGAGACGACAAUGGUUUGACUCCUCUGAUGAAAGCAACUAUUGACAACUAUACCUUAGAAAGUCGCAGAUUUUUGCUAAGUCAACCUUCUAUAGAAAUAGACUCUCUUACUAAUGACAAGCAAUCUUGUCUUCAUUUUCCAGGGAAUUGGUUCAUAGACGCUGACGCUGAUGAACCUGAGUCUAGUCUUCAAGAUCUUCUGGAUGCAGGUUGUGAUGUCAAUAUUGUAAGCGAUCAUGGCGAAUUGCCGAUUGAUAGCUAUGGAGAGAAAAAAAUGUGCCGUGAGGUUAUGAAGAAGCAUAUUGUUAAGCUGAUGGCGGCUGGCUUUUACGUCUGCGGUAGAAAUAAGAAAGUUGCUUCAGGAAGUAAAUUAAGAAAAUUUAGAGUUGAAUGUGAUACAGAAGUUGAAGCCAUGAAGAAUACUCAUGGAAUAAUGGCUGGAUUUUCCUUGUUUGAUAUACUUCACAGAUCUUAUCACAAACUGGCGCUGAGGAUCAAAAAUAGAGAUGAAAAUAAGUUUGACGACAAAAUGGCGGCCAAGUUUCCUCUGUACGCAGGAAUGAUUAAAUAUCGCUUGGAAAAAGCUGGUCAACGAAGAAAAUUAUUCCAUCAAGUUGAAAAUACUCUUUAUAAAAUUUUUUCUAGAUAUCUUCCUGCUACUUUUAUCCAUGAAAUAUUUUUUUAUUUUAGUAACUUGGAAUUGAGUAAAUUAGUGGAAAUUGUGUAA